Trichoderma atroviride IMI 206040 is the source of this 1299-nucleotide messenger RNA. RefSeq lists its product as uncharacterized. Gene Ontology annotation, molecular function: pantothenate kinase activity; ATP binding. The record is from RefSeq and is a predicted model, not a curated record. Gene Ontology annotation, cellular component: nucleus; cytosol. NCBI's taxonomy places the organism in Eukaryota, Fungi, Ascomycota, Sordariomycetes, Hypocreales, Hypocreaceae. Gene Ontology annotation, biological process: coenzyme A biosynthetic process.
AUGACCUCGACCGAGGAGAUUGACAACACCAUCACGCGGCCCGGCAGCGUCAAGAUCAAUGUCCAGGGCGCCUUCAUCGUCGACCCGGAUGCCGCAACGCCGGCGCAGAACGGCAGCGACAACGGCAGAGUCAGUCCGUCGCAUCACGAGACGAGCGAUAUCCGCCUGCCAAACCACACGGCCAUUGUCAGCCACAUCGCAGUAGAUAUUGGCGGCUCUCUUGUCAAACUCGUCUACUUUUCUCGCGAAGUCGACUCGACGGAUCCCGGCGGCCGCCUCAACUUCCAAUACUUCGAGACCGAUCGCAUUGACGACUGCAUUGAGUUUAUGAAGCUGCUGCGUGACAAGCACCAGGCGCUGAACGGGUCGCGGUCGCAACAGCUAUGCGUCAUGGCUACUGGCGGCGGCGCAUACAAAUUCUAUGACACAAUCCGAGACGCAUUGGAGGUUGAGGUAUUGCGGGAAGACGAGAUGGAAUGCUUAAUAGCCGGCCUCGACUUCUUCAUCACCGAAAUCCCCCGCGAAGUCUUCACCUACUCCGAAACAGACCCCAUGCAUUUCGUCAGCCCCCGCGAGAUCAUCUACCCAUAUCUGCUCGUCAACAUUGGCUCCGGAGUUUCAAUGCUCAAGGUCACUGGCCCUCGGUCGUCCCAGCGUGUCGGCGGCACUUCGCUCGGUGGUGGUACCCUCUGGGGCCUCCUCUCCCUCUUGACGGGGGCUCGGUCGUUUGACGACAUGCUGGCCGAGGCUGAAUAUGGCGACAACACCAAGGUUGACAUGAUGGUUGGUGACAUCUAUGGCGCCGACUAUGGCAAAAUCGGCCUCAAGAGCACAGCCAUUGCGUCUUCCUUUGGUAAAGUAUUCCGCAUGAAGCUGCAAGCCGAGGCCGCAGAAGCAAAAGCUGCCGACGGCCCAGUGCAUGACGGAGAGAGCCACAAUGGGCAGGAUGAAGACAGCUCUCCCUUUUCCUCAGCCGACAUAUCGAGGUCGCUGCUGUAUGCCGUGUCCAACAACAUUGGCCAAAUCGCCUAUCUGCAGUCCCAAAUCCACAACCUCUCUGACAUUUACUUUGGCGGCUCCUUUAUCAGGGGACAUCGUCAGACCAUGAACACGCUCAGCUACGCCAUCAAAUUCUGGAGCAAAGGCGAGAAGCAGGCAUAUUUCCUGCGCCAUGAGGGAUACCUAGGCGCCGUGGGGGCUUUCCUCAAGAGGCAACCCGCAAACUGGGGCCGCAGGGGAAGCCUCGAAGGCCUUGACGACGUCCAAGAAUGGCGAAAGGCUCUGAAGACAGAACCAUAA